Mycena indigotica is the source of this 2145-nucleotide messenger RNA. Its product is annotated as Lipase class 3. Bases 1 to 2145 code for a protein of 714 amino acids. The transcript has 8 exons. Gene Ontology annotation, biological process: lipid metabolic process. Lineage: Eukaryota; Fungi; Basidiomycota; Agaricomycetes; Agaricales; Mycenaceae. The record is from RefSeq and is a predicted model, not a curated record.
AUGACUUGGGAUACCUACACUCGCACAACUAUCGACGCAGCUUCGAAUCUAUCUAGCUGGGGGUUUCAUGCAGUCAAGACCACCACCCGGCUCGGGUUCGCUGUAACCCGGGGCGUCACCUCGACUGCUGUUGGAAUUACUGCUUCCGUUGUCGACCACACACUAUUUGGUGGAAUCUAUGUUGCACGACCCAUAGUUAGCGGAGCAGUCUCGACCGUUCUAUCAGUGGCAGAGGCGAUUGCUAUGGCGCCCAUCUUUGCCAGCGAGUAUAUUACAUCGACAAGUCUUCUAGCGGCCCAUAGCUCUAUAAACCUGCUUUCUGCAAUUACUGGCAGCAGUAGCAGCGAGGCAGCAUUUUCGCUGACGUCGUUCAUCACACUUGUCAAACGCGAGCUGAAACAUCCUCCCGCGGGGGCCAGUCUUCCUGAGCGACAAUUUGGCAUCACCCAACUAGCAAGGGCCAUUGUUGCUUGGGUUGCACUGCAGGGUGUAACUCAGGAAUGGGAUGAGACGCGAUGGCUCAAACAUAUGCGGGAGAUACCAGUGAAAGAUGUGCCGAAGAGUUUUGAGUCAAUUAUGCGCGCAAGACGAAACUCAAGGGUUCGCGUGACGUCUGAUAUAAUAUUUCCAAACCAUAGUGGUCAACUUAUUGUUGCCGACAUCGGCGAAGCAAAUCCAAUCCGAGCCCAAUCCUUUUUUACUAUGAGCGGCAAACCAUCUGCACCUAUAUCUAAACGGCCCACUGUCGUACCAGAGCCCCGAAGGCUUACUAACGCUCAACUCAAGACUACUCUCCGACGCCUAUCUAAACUUGUACUUGCAGGUUACGGUGGCGCGAGUUUGUUAUUCUUUGGAGUAUCAUUGACUACCCCUCAUGGUCCCGCGUCUGCAAAUUCUGCAUCACAAAAGGCAGCGGAGGAAGCCAAUUUAGCGCAUGCGAUCGAUGCGUCUGAAGCUCAAGCCGCAGGUGAUUUCUCAGAGUUCAGCGCCCCUUCUGGACCAGGCGAUGCACAAUAUUCGUGGUGGGACGUUUUGUUAGGAAAGCAUGAUCAUGAGAUUUUCGAACGGUAUGCCAACACUUCGGUUGAUAAGGCGGACGCAGAUGUUCAGGAGAAGAUGCGAUCCACUGCCAAAAUUGGGGCGGAGCACCUUAUGCCUCGUUAUUGGGUUUUAACGGAUCAUUCAAGAGGCCAAAUAGUAUUAGUUUUACGAGGAACAAUGAGUCUCAACGAAAUAGCGGCAGAUCUGACUUGUGAAGAAGAUGAGUUCGAGCCGGCGACAACUCCUGCGAUGACUGAGGAUGAUCUUCAUCGUGUACCUGGCCGUUUUAUAUUCCCCAGACCACAAGCCGAGGCUCAUGCCCCAACUGCGUCUUCACAAUAUCAUGUUCACGGAGGGAUGCUGCGAAUGGCUCGAGUAAUGGGUGGGGUGGGCAAACCAGUACAAUUGGCUGUCCAUGAGGCCCUUCAUCAUAACCCCGAUUACGACCUUGUUUUGUGUGGUCACAGUCUUGGGGCUGGAGUCGCUGGUCUUCUAGGGAUGAUGUGGGCCGAUCCAAAGACCUGUCUCACAAUUCCAGCUAGCGGAUUACCAGUUGGCCGACGAGUUUCCGUCUACUGUUUUGCCCCACCGUCCCUGGUUGACCCUGCUUUGGGCAAAGUUUCCGAACGACUGAUAACGUCUUUUGUCUACUCACAUGACGUCGUCUCUCGUCUCAAUCUGGGCGCAAUUCGAGACCUGGGGAAUGCUGCGAUGUGGCUAUGCGAUGGUGAAGAACCUGCCAGCACAAUAUCGCCAAAUAGCGCAGCUGGGUAUUCUGCGGUGACUUCACGAGCGAAGCGGUGGAGGGCAGGGACAGGCACCGAAGAUGAUCCUCAUUGGUUUAUUUCCGUUCGCAAAACGUUGGAGGCCAACAUGCAUUGGGCGAAUAUGGUGCCGCCUGGGCGAGUGUUAUGGGCGAUGCGGGACAACGACUUUGCUCCAGCUCAUCGACAGACAUCGAAUUCAGACAGUGCACCAGACAAAUUGCGUUUAUUUGAGGUGCUUGAGCCGGAGAAAGUGUUUUCGCAGAUAGUGUUUGCUCGCGACAUGCUAAGCGCUCAUAUGCCCCACCAAUACGACCAAGCCCUGCAUUCGUUACUGUGA